UUUACAUUCAUAUUGCGAGCUCUUCUUUCCAUCACAAUGAGAAAUGGGAAUCGCAGGAACACCUUCGACAACAAUACGACAACUGCCCAUGUCACUCGCGUCCCGCCACGUGGCCGUGAUCGGAGCUGGCGCCGCCGGUCUCGUAACGGCCCGAGAGCUCCGGCGCGAGGGUCUCAGCGUGGUGGUCUUUGAGCAAGGCGACCAGGUGGGCGGCACCUGGGUCUACACCCCGACGGUCGAGUCCGACCCGAGCGGGCUCCGCCCCAUCCGGGCCACGGUCCACACGAGCCUCUACCGGUCCCUUCGCACGAACCUCCCCCGCGAGUGCAUGGGCUUCCGGGACUACCCGUUCGUCUCACGGGACGACCCGGACAGAGAUCCGAGGCGCUUCCCGGGUCACCGAGAGGUCCUCAUGUAUCUCAAAGACUUCGCGAGCGAGUUUGGGAUUGCUGAGUUGGUGCGACUGAAGACGGAGGUUGUGCGCGUGGGAUUAGUGGAUGGCUCGAAAUGGAAAGUGAUAUCAAGAAAGAGUGGCAGCGACGAAGCGGGUGUGGAUGAGAUUUUUGACGCCGUUGUUGUGUGUAACGGCCACUUCACCGAGCCUCGUGUCGCUGAAAUUCCCGGCAUUGGUAAAUGGCCUGGGAAGCAAAUUCAUAGCCACAAUUAUCGUGUUCCAGAGCCUUUUAGAGAUCAAAUUGUAGUGUUGAUAGGGAGUUCAGCAAGUGGUGUUGAUAUUUCUCGUGACAUAGCUAGUGCUGCCAAAGAAGUACAUAUUGCUGCUAGAACAUUUGUCGAUGGAACAUUGGGAAAGCAGGCUGGCUAUGAUAACCUGUGGCUUCAUCCUAUGAUAGAAAGUGUCCAUGAAGAUGGUACUGUAUAUUUCCUAGACGGUAACUUUGUCCUUGCUGAUGUCAUUCUUCACUGCACAGGGUACAAGUACGAUUUUCCUUUUCUUGAAAUGGAUGGCUUUGUGACUGUGGAUGACAACCGUGUAGGGCCACUGUACAAGCACAUUUUUCCACCAGUCUUGGCCCCAUGGCUUUCCUUUGUUGGUUUACCGUGGAAGGUUAUCCCUUUUCCCAUGUUUGAAUUACAAAGCAAGUGGAUAGCUGGUGUCUUGUCUGAUCGACUGAUGCUUCCAUCACAACAAGAGAUUAUGGAAGAUGUUGAAGCUUUCUACUCAUCGCUCGAAGUUUCUGGCACGCCUAAGCGAUACACUCACAAGAUGGGUGAUUAUCAGUUCGAGUACAAUAAUUGGCUUGCCUCUCAGUGUGGAUGCCCUGCAGAUAAAGAAUGGAGAAAAGAAAUGUUUUACUCAAGUAGCAAGAACAGAUAUGCUCGACCGGAGUCUUACCGUGACGAAUGGGAAGAUCAUCAAUGGCUUUUGCAAGCUCAUGAGGAUUUCAUGGAGUACACCUCAAAUCGUGUUUAGUGUUAGAUGUCUCCCUCAGUAAUCAAGCUUUAAGACUUUCCUUUUUUUUCUUUUUUUUUUCUCGAGUUAUUAUUAUUCUCUUCUACUUAUUCUUCUGAAUAAAUAAUGUAAUUUAAAAAGAAAAAUGAGAGAGAGGGGUGCAUUCUUCUAACCUUAGGAACUUCAAGAUUGAAAGUUCUUAGAAAAUGCUCAAAUUUGGCUAUUUAAUGACCAUGUCUUUAUUUGUUACUUAUGCAGCUUACACACUAGUACUAUUGAAUGAGGUGAGAAGGAA
Messenger RNA from Corylus avellana, 1706 nucleotides. Its product is annotated as flavin-containing monooxygenase FMO GS-OX-like 3. The record is from RefSeq and is a predicted model, not a curated record. Gene Ontology annotation, molecular function: NADP binding; N,N-dimethylaniline monooxygenase activity; flavin adenine dinucleotide binding. NCBI's taxonomy places the organism in Eukaryota, Viridiplantae, Streptophyta, Magnoliopsida, Fagales, Betulaceae.